AUGUCAAGCAUCAUCAAACCAUCGAGCUUCAAUCGAUCUUCUCCGGUGAUAUUUCCAUCGGCUUCACCUACACCCAAGCUCUACAUGACUCCUUCAAAAAAGAUACCCGAAGUGACGCCAUGGCAGGAGAUGGCUUUUGAUGCCUACCAUAGUCCUAAUAUAUUCAGCUAUGAAGAUAGUAUACUCAAGAUGAAGGAAAGAUACCAAUUGUCAACAACCAUAUCACCCCUUUCUAUCAUCGACCCCAUGGAUGAUCUUGAUCCUCAAUUGAAUGAAGAAGAUCUACUUUCCUUCCCAUCAAGCGCUGAAAACGAAAUAAUCAUCGGAUCUCCCUUCAUUCCUUCACCGGUGCAAGAUCCGAUUGCUGAAAGAUUGAGACAGUCGACAGAUACUACAUCAAAUAAAGCACAGAUGAAAUCAAGCAAGCUAGCUUUUAGCAAAGAAUUUAUACAAAAGGUGAAAAAAUCCACAAUUGGCAUUUAA
This is a messenger RNA of Rhizopus microsporus ATCC 52813, 483 nucleotides long. RefSeq lists its product as uncharacterized. The record is from RefSeq and is a predicted model, not a curated record. The coding region runs from base 1 to 483 and encodes 160 amino acids. The transcript has a single exon. Lineage: Eukaryota; Fungi; Mucoromycota; Mucoromycetes; Mucorales; Rhizopodaceae.